Schizosaccharomyces japonicus yFS275 is the source of this 621-nucleotide messenger RNA. RefSeq lists its product as hypothetical. The transcript is spliced from 3 exons. The record is from RefSeq and is a predicted model, not a curated record. Lineage: Eukaryota; Fungi; Ascomycota; Schizosaccharomycetes; Schizosaccharomycetales; Schizosaccharomycetaceae. Bases 1 to 621 code for a protein of 206 amino acids.
AUGGCUACUGUGACACCAAACGUGUGGGUUGCUGCCAGUGAUGGCAAGAUUGACGUUGUGCUUAAACACUUGGAAGCUGGCGUUUCUCCCAAUGUGCUCGAUGAAAACGGAUACACUCCUAUGCAUGCAGCUGCGUCGUAUGGCCACAAGGAGCUGCUGAAACUUUUGGUUGAACGCGGUGGAAAUGUGAACGUUUGCGACAACGACGGAGAAACACCAUUGUUUGUUUGUGAGACAGUCCCCAUGGCACAGAUGUUGGUUGAAGAACUGAACGCGGAUCCAUUGGUGAAGAAUGCUGAAGGACUGGUUGCUGCCCAAGUUAUUGAAUCCAAUGGUGAAUUUCCCGAUGUCGCCAGUUACUUGUACAAGGCCACAGGUAUGCAGCCAUCGAACCCACAAAUGCCAGAAAACACGGAGAUGAAGUAUGCAAAGUUCAUGACUCCAACCGAGAUGGAAGGAAUCGACGCUCAACCGCUGUUGGACGAGAACGCCAAGCAAGACAUUCAACGUAUUCUCGAGCUUGGUCAAAGCUCAGAAGAGACGGACGCUCAACUGCGUAAACUGCUUGAAAAUGCUCUUUCUGGUCGGUUCGGACGAAACGUUCGUUCACGCGAAGAGUAA